UAAUUUUUAAUUGAAAGUCAUUCAAUGGGAACACCACUUGUUAACUAUAUUUGAAGACUACUUACUGUUUUUUGCAACAAUUAAAUAGAUAUUAUAAAAAUAUAUAACAAUAACAAUAUUAGACUUUUAUAGUCAUAAUAAUUUUUGUCAGUAUUUAAGUGAAAGUCAAUAUUGUUUAUUUUGUUACUUUCAAUUUAUAAUAUAUUAAAAAUUAAUUCAUUAUAAAUUUAAGUAACUAUUAGUAAACAUUGAGCUUAAUUAUUAAUUGUGCAAUAUAAUUGUGUUUUUAUAAGUUAUCAAGUUAAUAUUUUAAUUUAUAUUGUUUAUAAUUGGUAAAGUACACAAGAAGAUUUUGCAACAAUCGAUUAAUCAGUGACAUCAAUUAAUUAUCCAGACGACAACCAAUUACCUGAAUUAUGGCCAAAAUUAUGUCCGAAGAUAUUGUCAUCAGUGGUAUCGGUGGCCGAUUUCCAGAGGCCGACUCCACCGAUGAGUUUGCACAGAAUCUAUACAAUGGAGUCGAUAUGAUUACAGCAGAUGACCGCCGUUGGCCACAAGAUUUGUUUGGUAUGAACCCCCGAAUGGGUAAAUUGAAAAAUGCCGACAAAUUUGAUGGUCUGUUUUUUGGUAUCACCCAAACUAUGGCCGAUAAUACCGAUCCGCACUCGCGAAUGGUUCUGGAGACCACCUAUGAGGCCAUUAUUGAUGCUGGUUUGAAUCCACAGUCACUUCGUGGCUCAGACACCGGUGUCUAUCUUGGCUUCUCAUCGUUUGGUAUGCCUGACGGCCUACCCGAGAGUGUUCAGCCGGACUCGCAAUCAAUUAUGACAGACACACUCCUAUGGCUGCCCGGCUCUCAAAAGUGUCUGUACGCCAAUCGGGUGUCGUUUGUGUUUGAUUUCAAAGGUCCGUCGAUGAUCAUCGACACGGCCUGUUCAUCGAGUUUAGUGGCAUUCAAUACGGCUAUGAACGACAUGAGAUUAGGCAAGUGUCGACAGGCUAUUGUUGCGGGAACUCAAGUGGCUUUGCAGCCAUUUUCCAAUCAGAUCUUUCAGGCAACCCGUUUGAACGCUUGCGAUGGUAUACCAAAAGUAUGGGACGAAUCGGCCGAUGGUUUUGUAAGAGGAGAGACUGUUUGCUCCAUAUUAUUACAGCGUAAAUCCGAUGCUAAGCGCAUAUACUCCACUGUAUUGAACAGUGGUGUCAACAUUGAUGGUAACAAACGGAUGGGUAUGUUCUAUCCAUCAGCCGAGAGCCAAGAAGAACUGAUGAUUAAAGUCUAUGAGGAGGUAAAUGUAGAUCCUCUUAAAGUCACCUAUUUUGAAGCUCACGCCACCGGCACUAAGGUCGGUGAUCCACAAGAGGCUAAAGCCAUUUACAAUGCUUACUGUGGAAAACCUAAACGCGAGGGAACGCUUCCCAUUGGUCUGUUGAAGAGUAACAUCGGUCACGCAGAGGCCGCCUCAGGUUUGUCGUCUGUGGCCAAGUUGUUGAUUGUCUACGAAAAUGAAAUGAUUCCUCCGUGUCUUCAUCUGAAUAAUGUUAAGGCCAAUAUCAAAGAGUUUUGUCCUCCUCUGGUGCCGAUUAAAGAAAAUACCAAAUAUACACCCGGCAUCGCUGGUGUCAAUAACUUCGGUGUGGGCGGUGUUAACGCACAUGUAUUACUUGAGCCCAAUUACAAGUUGGUCGAUGAGGACAGUCUCAAGAUUGCUGAUGUUAUUCCGCGCAUUGUUAACGUAUGCGCCCGAACUGAGUCAGCAUUGACUGAGUUCUUCAAAUGGAUUGAAGACAAUCCACAGAAAGUCACUCGAGAUUUCCUCGCACUGGUGGCCGACACUAUGCGUUUGGAGCCGACAAUCAAUUCUAGUGGAAUGCCUUACAGAGGUUCAAUUAUUAUUAAACAAACCGAUGGUGAUAAAUAUGAAUACAAGAAGUCAUCCUCUAUGUUUACACUUAAGUGCCAGAGACCAGUAUAUUUUCUGUUUCCCGGACUGGGAGGACAAUGGGUAGGAAUGGCUAAGGCAUUGAUGCCGAUCAAGAUAUUUGCCCAUAAAAUAGAGGAAUGCCAUGAAAUACUCAAACCCUAUGACAUUGACUUAAAACAUUUGCUAUUAUCUGACGACAAGAACUCUAUGAACUCAAUGACCAAUAAAUUCUGUGCCACAACUGCUAUAGAGAUUGCAUUGUUUGAUGUAAUUAAUGCUUUGGGUAUAACACCCGACGGUAUUAUUGGACACUCAUUCGGUGAAAUAGCCGCUGCCUAUGCUGACGGAGCACUGACUGCUAAAGAGGCACUUCUUGUAACAUACUAUAGAGGAGUUGUGACAGAAAGUGACAGAAAAAUACCCAAAGGGUUGAUGGCUGUGGUGGGACUCUCAUGGAAUGAGGCAAAGAAAUUGUGUCCAAAAGGAACAACAGUUGUCUGUAAUAACGGAAAAGACACGGUUGUUGUGUCAGGUUUAUACAUUGAAACCAAACAAAUGAUUGAAGAUUUGAAUAAAAAAGGAGUAUUUGUACGUGAAUUGCAAAGUCAUGACAUCCCAUAUCAUAGCGAAUAUCUCAUUACAUCGGCCAAGAAGUUGACAGAAGAAUUACAGAAAGUGAUUCCCAAUCCAAUAGCGCGAUCCAAGAAAUGGAUUUCAACGGCACUUAUCGACGGAGACGUUGACGACGUCCUCAAGAGUGCAUCGGCUGAGUAUUUUGUACACAAUCUCAUUAGUCCCGUAUAUUUCUAUAACAAGUUUAAGCACAUCCCGUCCGAUGCAUUGGUUCUUGAGAUUGGACCGCACGGCCUAUUCUCCAAAGUGGUCAAAGAGACACUUGAGUCGGGCACUUAUGUAUCGCUUAUCAAAAAAGAUUCAAACGAAACCAAUUUGGAUAUGUUGUUGAGCUCAGUGGCCAAACUAUACGAGUUAGGCUUGAAUCCAACGACCGAAAAUCUGUACCCCAAAGUCCAAUGGCCAGUGGCCCGAAACACUCAAUCGUUAAGUUCAUUAAUGAAAUGGGAUCACAAUCAUAAUCUUCCUGUUCGGGCAUAUCCCGACAACUACUUCAGGCCGACAUCGGCUGACUUGAAUGAGGUAUAUAAUCCAGCCCAUAGUAUUAAAGCUUUCCUACCGGAGCACUGCAUAGACGGUAAUGUUCUCUAUCCGGCCACUGGAUAUCUCAUGCUUGCCUGGCGUCGUAUGGCCGCCUCUUAUGGACGCAUUUGGAAUCAAAUACCGGUAAUCUUCGAGGACGUCCAAUUUAGACGACCGAUUUUUCUAUCAGACAGCGAUAUAACCAAAAUAAAGUGCAAAUACAUUGAAACGUCGGGCGAGUUUGCUAUUAUGGAGGCCGGAAAUGUCUGCUGUGUGGGUAAAGUCCGUACCACCGAUGAGUAUUCACUAAGCAUACAAAACGUAUUAAUCGAAGCCGAAGAUAUGAGAACCAAAGAUUUUGAAGUGAACCUCACCUCACAGGACAUCUAUAAGGAUCUUAAGAUUUUAGGCUACGAUUAUGGCCCGAAAUUCAGACGAAUCGAUUCGGUUAAGACAAAUAAUUUCGAGACUUUGUACGGAGAGAUCAAUUGGGACGGCAAUUGGAUCACAUUCAUGGAUUCAUUGUUACAAACAAUGGCUGCCGCUAUGCCGUUCAGAAAGAUGAUGGUACCGGUAAUGAUCCGAUCCAUGCGUUGCGAUCCCAAAGUACUCUACGAAGGAAUCGCCAAAAACAAAACGGCAGAAGCGAAAAAACUGGAGGAAAAAGUAUCCGAAGACAGAAUCGAUGCCUAUAUGGACAAAGAUUCUGGCAGUAGGGAUGAAGCCGAAGUCGAAGGCAUACUAUCCACAAAUAGUGUCGAAUACAUAGAGGAAUUGUUUGGCAAAGAGUUUCACGUGUAUCCGUCUGUUUUGCCAUUUUAUGUAGACAUGAACUCACGAAUGAUUGUCACCUACGGCGUGGAAAUAGAAGAUCUCAUGGCUUUCCCCAUUCCACGCAAGACUAAUGUACAAGACUUGAAGUUAGAGUCCUAUCAGUUUGUGUCCAAUGAUGAUAGUAUAGCCAUCAGUGAGUCCGACAAACAGGCUAUUAGAGAGUACGUUAAAGUGUGCUCUUCGUUAGCCAACAAAAUCAAGGAACUGAUCGAAUCAAAUGAUCAAACAUUGAAGUCCGAUAUCAAUGACCAGUUGGUCAKAAAGUAUUUGGUUAACAUCAAAGACAAUCAUAUUCUGCUUAAACUUCUGAAUGAAUUAUACAAGGGAUGUGUCGAUGAAAAUCGUAACAUUAAUACCAAUAAAUUGUUGACCGAAUUGCAGACUAAUCCAGAGUACGACUUGUCUCUGGACAUCAUUAACGACGUAUCCAGAAAUGAACACCUGAUCCGAUCACUUGUUGAUAUUGUAAACGAAUCGAUUGUACCAAAAAAAGCGAUCAAAGUUUUAGAGAUGAAUUUGACGAACAACUUGUUAGCUAAAGAAGUGGACAACCAGUUGGGAACCGCUCAUAUCUAUCCAAUUGAUGUCAAUUAUACUGUAGCUGUCAAGUCUGUCGAUAUGUUGAAUGAAGAUCUCAAGAAUCAAUCAAUUAAAUUCAUUGAAUGGAAUCCUAAGAGCAGUGUCUUUCCGUCCGAAAUAUCUUCUGUAAACUUUGUUGUCAUUAAAGACACCACCGAUUUGUGGGAUAUUAAUACUGAAAACCAGUUACAAGAGAUUUACGACGUAAUAUCAGAUAAAGGUUUCUUAUUGACAGUAUUCAGGUAUCAGUUUACUGAACCAGAGUUGGCAUUGAAUCAGAUGAACGGCAAAAAACAUUUGACAAAUAGUGAUUUGGAGCGACGUAUCGCCGAUUUCGUCAAAAUGGCCCAAUCGGUUGGCUUCAACAUAAUUGGCCGCAAAACUGAUACCAUUGGAUCGAUGGCUAUAUUGUUUCGUAAGUUGUUUUCGGAGCCGAAAUUACCGAAUAAAAAGAAUAUUAUUGAAAUCAAUACAACAAACACUGAGACCUGGUUUGAGACACUAAAAGAAAAGAUCAUCGAAAUCAAGGAAAACGACGAAACUGCAGAAAAUCUGUGGCUCAUUGCCAACGAUUCACAAAAGAACGGAAUCGUUGGUCUCGUUAAUUGUCUUCGUCUGGAACCGGGAGGUGAGGCACUCCGGUGUGUCUUUGAUUACGACAAUUUGGCCAAAUCGGUCAACUUUAAGGAGAAGCCGUUCUCCGAUAUAUUGUCUAAUGAUUUACCGAUUAAUGUGUUGAAAAACGGAAAGAUCGGUUCUUACCGACACUUAACAUUGACUAAGGACUACGACAAGAAGGAAUCGGAUGACUACUACUUGAAUUGCGGUCAUACCCGUGAUUUGGCUUCUCUUCAAUGGUUUGAUCUCAAAAAUCUGGUAAAAGCCGACAAGUGCUAUGACUUCACGAACAAUCCGGUAGCAAUGGUACCCUGCAAUGUCUAUUGCUCUGGUAUUAACUUUAGAGAUGUUAUGACUGCAACAGGUCGUAUCGCUGCCGGUCCGCAGAUGUUGUUCACCGAUUGUUUAAUGGGUUUCGAGUUUGCUGGCCGUCGGGUGGACACAGGAGAGCGGAUUUUUGGCUUUGAUGUUAGCCGAUGUUUUGCCACAUCGCUUACUGCCAGCGAAAAUUUAAUUACUCACAUCCCGGAUAACUGGUCGAUGGAGGACGGAGUCACAGUAUUGAGUACCUAUAGUACCGUAUGGUAUGGACUCAUCGAAAGAGCGCAUAUGGAGAAAGGUGAAUCAAUUUUGAUACACUCGGGAGCCGGUGGUGUGGGUCAGGCAGCCAUCAGUAUAUGCCAGUACUACGGCUGCGAUAUCUUUGUGACGGUCGGUACGGAUGAGAAGAAAAAAUUUUUGAUGGAUAGGUUUAAUAUUCCUGAAGACAGAAUAUUGAACUCCAGAAGCACUCAAUUCAAGUACAGAAUAAAAUCUAUUACUAAAGGAAAGGGAGUUAAUCUGGUACUGAACUCACUGUCUGGCGAUAAACUAGACGCCAGUUAUGAAUGUGUUGCCGAUUGCGGUCGCUUUGUUGAGAUCGGCAAAUAUGAUCUUCAAAUGAAUAAACAGUUGGGAAUGUUCUCGUUUUUGAGAGACAUCUCAUUCAUCGGUGUGUCGGUCGACCAAAAACUAUACCUCAACUCUGGAUGGACGAAGAAGUUCUUUGAUUGGAUGCACGCGAACUGUAAGAACGGUAUGAUUAGACCGAUCACCAAAAAUAUCUUUACGCCCGACGAGGCGGAAAAAGCCUUCAGAUUCAUGACUACUGGCAAACACAUCGGAAAAUUGAUUAUCAAAAUGCGUGACGAAGAGGACAUGCGAGUGGCGAAAACAGCUUUGACGCCGUCCAAGAAGAUAAUGGUCACCAAAAAGACGUAUUUUAAUCCGAAUAAGACUUAUAUUAUUACUGGAGGUUUGGGUGGUUUUGGACUUGAGUUUGUUCAUUGGAUGAUAUUCCUCGGCGCCCGAAAAUUUGUGGUCACAUCUCGUUAUGGCAUCAAAAAUAAUUACCAAAAGUUUAUUGUUGAACGAUUGGGUUCUAUGGGAAGUAAAUUCAAGUUUUAUGAAACUCAGAUAUCUGUUUCUACACAUAACUCGUUCACAUCGGAGGGCACUAAAGAUUUAUUAAGAGAAGCACAGAAAAUGGGACCAAUUGGUGGUGUUUUCCAUUUGGCUCUCGUACUCAACGACUGUCUCCUUGAAAAUCAUACUUUUGAUAAAUUUCAGGAAACUAUUGAUUCUAAGACUAAGACCUUCGAGAACUUGGAUCGCAUUACACGUGAAUUGAGUAUAGAUUUAGACUAUUUUGUUGUCUUUUCGUCCGUCGCUUGUGGUAAAGGAAAUGCCGGACAAUCUAAUUAUGGAUUUGCCAAUUCUGUUUGUGAGCGCAUAUGUGAGUCCCGACGCAGAGAUGGACUACACGGUCUGGCCAUUCAAUGGGGACCUAUCGGUGAUGUCGGAGUGUUGGCUGAGUCUGAUAUCAAUACAGCUUUGGCUGCUAUUGUGAAACAGAGAAUCAAUUCUUGUUUAGAAAUAAUGGAUAAAUUAUUGCAAGCGGACAGCGCUGUUGUCUCAUGUCUGAUGAGAGCUAAGCGUGAAAUCACGAGCGGUACUAAAGAGUCCAAACUUGUGAAUCAGGUUUGGGUGGCACUGGGUAUCGAUCCCAAGACAACACCCAAUCACUUGACUUUAGGUGAGAUCGGUAUGGAGUCUAUGUUUGCAGUGGAACUGCAACAGGGAUUGGAAAGAGAAUAUAACAUUAAAGUAACGUUGAAUGACAUAAAAAACAUCACCAUUGGUAUGAUGAAGGACUUCGAGAAAGGAAAGGUAGAAGAGAUGAAACAGUUCGCUGAUGAAAUUAAGACUUGUAGAGCCAAACUGUGUAAAGUCAAGUUUGUUAUACCCAACGAGCCAUAUACCAGACUGAACAGUGUGACCACUGGUAAACCCAUUUACUUUUUGCCGCCAUUGGAAGGCAUAUUCGCCUCUCUUGAAGGUUUGGCUCAGAAGCUCGAACGUCCAGUCAUUGGUCUUAAUUGGAUCAAAGAGAUGGAAGGCCUCAAAACGAUUAAAGAGAUUAACCGUUAUUACGUUAAUCUGAUGAAAGUUCUGGAGCCGAAAGGAGACUAUGAUAUAUUGGGACACUUUUACGGCGCACUGUUGGCCAUGAAAAUGUUGAAGAAAGCACCGGUAGGCAAAGCUAUCAUUAUUGAUAUGCUUUCAGAGGUUACCAUCGACGAAGAAAUGAUAACUGAUGACUAUUUGAUGGAAACUAUUAUAACGAUUAUCACAAAAGACAUGCCGUAUGUAAUGAAAGCCAAACUCAAACGAGACAUAUCUACUAAAACUGAUGUACAGUCAAAACUUGAGAAGAUAUCGGCCGAACUUAAAGAGUUCUGCGGUAAGUCGUUGAGCGGCAAAGAUUUGGACGACAUUUUGACCAAUAGUUUCAAACGGGCAAAACUGUUCACAACUCAUCGGUUGAAUAUGAAAAACAAAUACAAAAAGAUGAAAAUKGAUGUGUUAUCCAAGUAUAUGAAAUUUAAUGGUAAGGUUCUCGUCAUCAAACCGUACGACUUUUCCAGUGAAAUGAUUCCCGAAGAAAUCAGUGAAAAAAUCAAAAACGCCUACUUCUUGCCCGAAAAGGGUAUGGAAGGAAAGCUCAACUUCGAGACCGUCGAAGCCGGUGCUAAAGACUUUGAGACCGACAAGACGUUUGAAAAGAUUGCCGAUUCCGUCAAUAAAUACAUGUCUAAGAAGUAGAUGAUGUCAAUGCUCACCACUAUUAAGAAGAUUAGAUUAAUUCAAUAAUUAAUUGUUUGAUAUAUUAUAUCUUUAUAUACAUUUAUAUUAAUAUAUUUUUUAU
Oppia nitens is the source of this 8358-nucleotide messenger RNA. Its product is annotated as fatty acid synthase-like. Gene Ontology annotation, biological process: fatty acid biosynthetic process. Bases 417 to 8255 code for a protein of 2612 amino acids. Lineage: Eukaryota; Metazoa; Arthropoda; Arachnida; Sarcoptiformes; Oppiidae. The record is from RefSeq and is a predicted model, not a curated record. The transcript is spliced from 13 exons. Gene Ontology annotation, molecular function: oxidoreductase activity; fatty acid synthase activity; 3-oxoacyl-[acyl-carrier-protein] synthase activity.